Messenger RNA from Synchiropus splendidus (mandarinfish), 5952 nucleotides. RefSeq names its product voltage-dependent calcium channel gamma-4 subunit-like. Lineage: Eukaryota; Metazoa; Chordata; Actinopteri; Syngnathiformes; Callionymidae. Gene Ontology annotation, cellular component: postsynaptic density membrane; AMPA glutamate receptor complex. Gene Ontology annotation, molecular function: channel regulator activity; voltage-gated calcium channel activity. The record is from RefSeq and is a predicted model, not a curated record. The transcript has 6 exons. The coding region runs from base 242 to 1594 and encodes 450 amino acids. Gene Ontology annotation, biological process: calcium ion transport; transmission of nerve impulse; postsynaptic neurotransmitter receptor diffusion trapping.
GCUCUCUUCAGUGGAUGCAAAGCAGCAGCAGGAAGGAUUGAAUUCAUCUUCAGGACAACUGCUGUGACAGUUCCCAGAGACCAGCGGACACAAGUGAGGACUCACUCGCCUCGGCUGCUCGCUGGAGGACGGACGUGGAGGAAGACAAGGGAGGCAGGUGUUGCCUCGGCGGUGGAUGGAGGAAGCUCGGACGCUGCAGAGUGACCCUCGCUGACCACUGAGACCCACCGCAGCAGAGGAGAUGGAGGCGAAAACCCGAAGCAUGCCCUCAGACAUCAGCUUCCUGCCGCGGCCGGCGUUAGUCUGGUGCGAGCGCGGCAUCCAGGUGCUGCUGACCACCAUGGGGGCCUUCGCAGCCUUCGCCCUGAUGACCGUUGCCAUCGGCACCGACUACUGGCUCUACGCCCGAGCGUUCAUCUGCAACAGCACCGCUAACUCCACGCAGGACGACAACAACAACAACAACAAGGACAAGAAAGAUCCCGGGGCCCUCACCCACUCUGGACUCUGGAGGAUCUGCUGUCUGGAAGGUCUGAAGCGAGGCGUGUGCUCCCAGAUCAAUCACUUCCCCGACGACGCCGACUACGACCAAGAUGCGGCCGAGUAUCUGCUGCGUGUGGUCCGAGCAUCCAGUAUCUUCCCCAUCCUCAGCGCCAUCCUGCUCUUACUCGGCGGGGUGUGUGUUGCGUCCAGCAGCUUCUACAAGAGCAAAAGGAACAUCAUUCUUGGUGGGGGGAUUCUCUUCGUGGCAGCAGGUCUCAGCAACAUCAUCGGAGUGAUCGUCUACAUCUCGGCGGCUCUGAGUGACAUUUCGCCCAAAAAAGAUGAGGAUAAAAAAUGGCACUACUCCUACGGCUGGUCCUUUUACUUCGGAGGUCUGUCCUUCAUCCUGGCUGAGAUGGUCGGCGUACUCGCGGUUAAUAUCUACAUCGAGAAGAACAAAGAGUUGCGCUGCCGGUCCCGUACCGACCUUUUCAAGAGCACCACUCACGCCAUGCUGCGGCUCCCCAGUUACCGAUUCAGGAGACGCUCUCGUUCCAGCUCCCGCUCCACUGACCCACCUCAUUCGCAAGAGACCUCACCGGUCGGCGCCUCUAAGACCUUCAGCCUUCCGCCGUCUGCGCCACCUUUCUCAGUUGCCACGCUUCCAAACCCUCACCAUAAAAGCAGUGGAGGAAGUGGUGGCGGUGGGGACAUCUCCAUGUACACGCUGUCUAGAGACUCAAAGCUAGGCAGCCUCGGUGGUGGGGCCCCUCCUCUCUACGGCACCGUAGACCGCGCCACCCUCUACCAGCUCCAUAACUACUUCCCCAAGGAUUCCAGCAGCAGCUCUGGAGGAGGUGGAGCGGCCGGGAUCGGGAGUGGUACGCUUCCUUCACACUCCAAAUCAAACCUGGCAGCCGCGGCAGCCGCCCAGAAUGCUGCGCCGUUAAAUACGUCCACAGCGGCUGCUGCUCCCACCCAGCAGCCCCCGAUAUCAACGGCAACUAUGGAGCGGGAGCGAGGGAACGUCGGAACCCUGGACCGACUGACGGCAAAAAGGGACAGGGAUAGCAACUCAGAUACCCUAAACAGAAAGACGACGCCGGUUUAAAGGUGGACUUUAAACGCGGUGAAAGGUCUGUUUGACAUUUGAACGGGAGAUUCAUCAGCAGUGAGCCCGACCCGGAGUCUGUCGUGACUAGCUGCCAUAAAUUAUGACCAGUCAUGCGAACCCCGGCAGCUUCUCCCUUUGGAAUGGCUGAUGCCUUCCUUGGCUAACAGUUUAGACAGUACAGAGAGAAUACUGGUUUUUGACACACCCCUCACUAUCACAACCUUCAUAAACAGUGUCAAAAUCAAGGCAAGUCAGGCCCCGCAUCACUUUCUGCGGCCCAGUACAGUUGGCCUGAGCUUAAGUUUAUUCAAGGCACACGUUGACCAGAGUGGUCUUUCACACUGUUUGGGGUUUUGAGAAAUUUGAUCAUGGUGAUUUGAGAACUCAAGACCAUCUUGUGUCUUUUACUUGACCCAAGAGCACAUCGGUGAACUGGGAGCACAUAAGACUGAUGCUUCUUUUGGCGAAUUUAUGAUGCUCAUUUAAGGUACUCUUUCAACGAUUCCAUUACUUUCUUGCCAAGACUCAAGUUCAAACUCUUAUUUGCUGCACCUUGACCACGCCCCCUUUGUUGGGAUUGGUCAAGGCCGGAAAGUUUAACACCGAUGCAGGGGACAGCCUAUUCUCAUGGCGUAAUAUAUUGCCGGCUUCUGCGAUUGAUACAUGUUUUAAUGGAGUACAUCGGGAUCUUUCUUUUGUGCUACGCAGUACCUGCAUCCCACGGAACGGCGGAACACGUGCUUCAAAUGAAUGCCUGAUGCGUCAAUAUGCAACGCUGAAGGAUGCCUUCGGCGUCAGUGCAGGGCGUAAAACUUCACUUCCCAACGUCAGUGUAUUACGCCAUGGGAGUGAGGAUGGGUUUCUGGGGAGACACAUCAUCGUGCAACAUAGAGCUGAACUUAUUCCCUUGUGACGUAGAAAACACAAUCUGCCUGGCUCAAACAAAACAGGGUGCGUCCGCAUGAAUACACUUUGACAGUCGUCCAAGAGGCAGAUAGCAAGGUUCACAUGACUGAUCCAGACUUGAUAUUCAGGCGACUGCCGGGCGGCUGCUGCUGGGUCUCUCCACAAAGGGCUGCAAAUAUUGUCGACAUGGAGGGGGUCCGUUCAGGUUACACUCAGGGGGGUGGAGAUCUCGAUACAACCUGAUCAAUAUCUCACGUCAGUAUAAAGCAUUAGCCAUUGUAUCACACUAACCUCUUUACGUAGGCCUGGAAAAAAAAAGCACAUUGUGGAUAGUGAUUAUUUAUCUUGAUAGUGUUUAUAACAAUCCAGUCAAGUGUGUUGUAGUAUUUGUGUUUCGGACUGAAAACGUUCCUGUUCUGAAUCUUAAUAUUAGACGUGAGCAAGUUUAAAAAGUGCUUCUGUGUUUUGAGACGCUGUCUGAUGGUGGGACGUGAGCGGGUUCGGCAGUCGGACGCGCAACUGCCUCGAGUCUACGGUUUAUUUUCCUCAUUCAGCUCAGACCAGUAAAUGUUUGAGGAAUAAAAAUGAAGAUUCCAACUCCGAAACAUCAUGACCAGCUAAUUACAUAAACCAACGUGUUUGCUAGUGAGAGGCUGAUGAAGCUUCGUGAUGCUUCAUUUCCAGAGCCCAGAAGAGGGCACUUUAUGCUCAAUCCUUUAUUGGAAAUGAAACCAGGUUUAAACCAAGAGCGCCUCCCAGUGCUCGCUGAAAAUGAGGACACUGCUUCAUGAAGCUUCAUUGGGUUUUUCCUUGAUCAACUCUGACCUCUGCAGACUGGGAACUCCUCACAGGAGGCAGUUACAUAUUCAUAUAAUAUAAGGAGAACCUACACACGAUGUUCUGUGUGGACAGGAUCACAUCUAUUGCUCGCUUAAACUGAAUGUCAAACUUUUAAUAGGUGUCAAACCUGCGCAGGGGAGAAUUCUUCUAGGAGGCGCGGAAAGAGCGAAGCCGGUGCUAAAGAGUUACAGACCUUCAUUUAGGCUAUCAUAUUCAAGUGACUUGACACUGAAGUAGCACAGUGAAGCAUAAGGCAAAUAUACUCUUCUGGCAGCAGCAUGUCCCACUCACCACCUACCAUCACUUUCCUCCCUAGUUCCUGGGAUCCAGCUUUGUUUCUGUAGCUCCACCAUUCCAAAAGGCAUCACUAGAGCCCUCAGCUAAAAACGUACACCGUGAACUGUGUGCAGAACAUCCCUGUAUAGCCGGGACUGAGCACGUCCAUAGAAGCGCCCGUACUGCUCCUGAGUGGCCAUUUUCGGUUCAACAAGAUUGUGUCUCGUAGAGUGUGUUAACGUUGCAGGUGAGUCUAUGAAGUGCAGGGUAUAAAUCUGUGUUUUUUUAUUUCUAUGAGGACUGUUUAUGCGCACUGCUUUUGGGCAUCAUCAACCCGCGGUGAGAGGGUGAACUCAUUGAAAUUGCUUUCACUCUUAAUAGGAUACAAUUGGCGACAAAGUGUCAACACACAAUGGAGGGCAUGAACCCUAGAACAACAGGGAUUCCAUUUCAGCUUUCAUGAUUUUUCUGGGAAAUGGAAAAAUACUGAAGAGAAAUGAGGAUUGUGAAUUCAUCCCGGCCGCACCAAAGACCAGAAGAUUAGGACAUUGGACAUGUGCGUCUUAGAAUCAGGACGACAGAACCUAGGACUUAUUUAAGUGUGGACAUCACCUAUGGUCAUGAACUGCCAAUCUCAGAGAUAGGGUGAGGAGCUCUUCUACACUGAGAGGAGCCAGCUGAGGCGGCUCGGGCAUCUGUUUUGGAUGCUUCCCUGUCGCCUCGCAAGAGGGGUGUUCCGGGCAUGCCCCCUUGGGAAGAGGCCUUGGGGAUGACCCAGGACUCGCUGGAGGGACUGUCUCUCUCGGGUGGCCUGGGAACGCCUCCUGGAUGAGGUGUGUGAGGACAGGAAAGUCUGGGCAUCCCUGCUCAGACUGCUGCCUCGGCGACCUGGUCCCAGAUAAGCAGGAGAAGAAGAAGAAACAUACAGUGGGGCUGACGUAUUCACAGGGGUUAGAAGUGGAAGAGGGACGGGUGAUCAAGGAAAACUGGACAAAGUGAAGCUACUGUGGAAGACAUAGCGAACACGCAUGACCGUCUGUUUACAUGGAACGAGGGACGCAGGUACUAUCCACUAUUUAGCGCUGACUCAGUCAAAAAUAAUACUCCAGUAUGUUUGAUAUGCCUUGAAUCAGUGGUGAAUCGAUGGGUUUUCUCUGCAAAUGUGUAGUGGAUAUGAUCUUCAAUCCCAAAUAGGUGACCCACUAUAUCUCGAAAAGAAUUUGAAUUGAGGACAAAAAACAAUAAAUUCUACAGAGUGCAGACAGAAAAAAUACCACGGUCUGUCAAGAAAAGAAGCAAAUAGCUACUGUCGUCUUCCUGAGGUAGGUAGAGAACUGUCAGAGAUUUGGAGUAGAGUUUUCUCUCGUUCAAUCCUCUUUGUGCUUGUUUCCUGGAUGAAUUUCAAUUCAUCCAGGAAUUCAAUUCUCUUUUUUCUUAUAUUCCGUCACCAGAGCAAGUCCUCCUCUUACGAAUCGUGGUCAUCCUGGAGUCAUGCCUUCUCAUCUGUCCUCCAUCUUGGACCUCACUGGUUGUCUUCCUCCUCUUCAUCCCCAACAUUCUUGGUCCAACUCUGUCUCUGCUCUCCACAAACUCUGACAUAUUCAUUCCUGAUCUUGUCCUUUCAAGUCACCACCUCAGUAUCUUCAUCUCUGACUCUUCCAUCUCUGACUCCCGAGUCCUUAAACACUCACAAGUUUCAUUUCAUCGCUUUUCAUUCUCCUCCAUAUUAACUUCAAACUGCUUUUGUGCCUCAAAUCGUUUCUCACUGUUUUUGUCUCUAUCUUGGGUUGUCCUCCCCACCCCUCCCCCCGACAUGACCAACGUAGCCUAAUAAUCAGUGUUUUUUAAAGUUCUUCUUAGUGUUUGACUGUAAACUAUAGAAUUUAUAUUUAUCUAUUUAUUUUCUGGUGGUGUACGUAUCAAUAAUCCUCAGUGUACCAUUGUUUCAGAGUAUCUCGGCUCUGUGAAGGCUUCACGUCUGUCGGGUCCUCUGGGAAAGUGAGCUCUAUGUUGUCUGUUUCGAUGUUUCUAUGUGGUGAAUUACUGGGUCGGGAGCUUCAGGAGAACAGCGAACACACUGGCAGAAAAUGUGACUUUUGUACGCGUGGAUAUAAUCAACUCUGACUUCUCUUUGAUAUCUCGAUAUUGUGGUUACUUACUGUGAAGCCAGCGCCGGCAGGUACUUUUCUUUUGGCCGAAAAACGUCCGGCGACUGACGCCAAACGGUUGGAAGGAAUUUUUAGCGGGAAGAUUCGAAGGACUGACACUUGUGAUACGGAAGCAAUACGAAAAUAUCCUACAGAUGCUCACUGGACAGUAUAAAAGGUAUAUAC